This is a messenger RNA of Sebastes umbrosus (honeycomb rockfish), 2750 nucleotides long. It is a transcript of the gene ifngr1l, whose product is annotated as growth differentiation factor 10b. The transcript is spliced from 3 exons. NCBI's taxonomy places the organism in Eukaryota, Metazoa, Chordata, Actinopteri, Perciformes, Sebastidae. The record is from RefSeq and is a predicted model, not a curated record. Gene Ontology annotation, biological process: SMAD protein signal transduction; BMP signaling pathway. The coding region runs from base 171 to 1550 and encodes 459 amino acids. Gene Ontology annotation, molecular function: cytokine activity; growth factor activity. Gene Ontology annotation, cellular component: extracellular region.
UGCGUCCUCCUCCGGUCUCCUCCCACUGGAGGACCAGCUGUAGACCGUGAACCGUGCAGUGCGGGUCUGACACGGAUUACCUGGAUACCGGCUUGAAGUCUGGGUGGGCAUCGAGCAGCGAGAGACACAAAGCAGCUCUUUCUUUUUAACUGAAAUAAGUUUCUUUUUAAAUGGAAUCAUUUCUGAGGACAUCAACCAUGGCGAGCAGACUUCUUCUUCCCACUCUGCAUUUAUUACUGAUCCUGGAGUCGAGCUGGGCUCAAAUCCUCUCUGAGGAUGUUGGUGAAGCUGUGCGUCAGGGUACCGAGGUCCCAUCACCGGCUGUGGAGCAGCGCGUCUUUACGCACGAGAGCGCCAACCGGGACAUGGUCUCCAUCAACAUGUUCAAAGUGUUCGAGAGGUACAGCAAAGAGCCGCAGAGCCAGAGGGACGGAAACACAGUGAGGAGCUUUAAAGCUGUCCACAGAGUCUUGCACGGCAAAGACGUGUUCCAGUUCAACCUGUCCUCCAUCCAAGAAUCAGAGCUCAUCCUCCUCGCCUCUUUCCAUUUCCUCCACAAGCGGCCCCGCCACCACCAGCGACCGUGGCGUUUCCGAAGGCCUCGCCACCAAUCCGUAGGCCUCCAGCAUCCCAAUCCUCCCUCCCCGCAGCUGCUCUUCCACGGAUCGUCCUUAAACUCAGCUUUAGGAAACAUAACUCUGGCUCCGUUCAAGAAAGGCUCUUGGCAAACGGGGGAUGUAACGGCGGUGGUGAAACACGCCAUGGACGUUAAAGAGCUUGUGGUCACGGUGGAGUUCGAUAUGGGGUUCGGGGCGGCUCGGGGGCAGCAGAGGAGCCCUCACGGCGGCCAAGAGCGUCUCUCUCCGGCCAACCUGCCGUAUAUCCUGCUGUACGCUGAUGAUCGAGCUAUAGAUGAGCCGAACAGCGUGGCCACGUCGCUCCAGAGGUACGGGCCCUUCCCCGUAGCGGAGGAUGCCUCCGCUUCAGCCUCAAGGAUCCGGAGGGAGCUUCAUCUCCAGAUCCAAACCAACGACAUCCCGGAGGUCCAGUACAACACCUUGAAGAAUCACGAACUGUGGCAGAACACGUAUUUCCCAGCAAAAGCCAAAGCAGUAGUGAAACCAGGAAGAAAGCAGGGUCAGGAGAGCAGUGAGGGCCUGGGGAAGCCGCAGGUGCUGAGCUUCGACGAGAGGACGAUGAAAAAGGCCAGGAGGAGACAGUGGAGCGAGCCCAGGGUGUGCUCCAGGCGCUACCUCAGGGUGGACUUCGCCGACAUCGGUUGGAGCGAGUGGGUUUUGGCACCAAAGUCGUUUGAUGCCUACUACUGUGCCGGGGCCUGUGGAUUCCCCAUCCCUAAAGUAGUGCGUCCUUCCAAUCACGCCACUAUCCAGAGCAUCGUCAGAGCGGUGGGAAUUGUCCCCGGCGUCCCCGAGCCGUGCUGCGUUCCGGAGAAGAUGAGUCCACUCAGCGUUCUUUUCCUGGAUACAAACAGGAAUAUGGUGCUGAAGGUUUACCCCGGCAUGUCUGUGGAUACCUGUGCCUGUCGGUAGGGCCCGAAGAAGAUCAAUGUAGACUCAGCAUCUAUCAGGAGGGCAUUUCCAUAUGGAAGAGGACAGCAGGGAUGAAGAUACGGCUUGCAGGGCUCUCGUUCUUGAGUCUCAGUUCGAGAACUCUUUUUUGUGAAUCCUGGACUCUGUCAUGAUCGGACGUUGACUCAACUUUUUCCUGCUUAUCUAACAAUUUCCAUAGAUGUGUUUUUUUCUCCACCCAGGCCACCUUCAUUUUCUUUUUCCUCCCUUCAUCCAAAGCAGCUUAAAGAAGUGCACUUAAUACAAACCUGUGUAACGUAAUGUAGACCGGCUGGAUGUUGAAGCUAAGUACAAAACACCUGCGGGUAGAUCUUCAUCUCUGUUGAUGCUUCAUAAACUUUUCAGCACAAUUUCACUUUUAUAAAGUGCCUGUUUUAAUAUUAGACAAGAUGAGACUUGAUUUUCUCUGGUCUUAGACUGGACUCAGACCUGUUUUUUUGGAAAUGUUUCCAACUUAGCUCAACAUCUGGGUUUCAACAGUUUCUGAAACCUUCUGACAUCAGCUGCUGCUUGCCUCCGUCAUUAGGCUUCAACUGGACACACUGAUGAACUGCACACAGACUGGGGACGGUCUCCAUGGCAGCACAUUCAGAUCCUACCCAAUCAUCCAACCCUCAUCAUGUAAAUACCGUAGUUACUAAUGCAAACUAAAUGGUACUUAUUCUUAAGCGAUGUGUCACAUUGUUGCCAUUGAACGCCGCCCAUAUAUUAUGCAUGAGAGGUAAUAUCUUCUCUGAAAUAUAUUUCAAUAGCCAUUUGUUUAUAUAAUGUAUAUAAUGAGUGUGUUUUGACACCUACUGAGAUUUAAUGUACUACAAGCCUUGUGUUGCUUGCUUCUGCUGCAGCUGAGAGGGAAAAAAAUGGUACGUUGCUGCCACCUGCUGGGCAUUUUGGGGAGGUUGAAGAGACUAAAACAUUUUAAAGGAGAGCUACUUCGUGUGGCUAUUCAGUAUUUCCCUUUAACACAUAAAUACUGUUUAUCAGUGAUGACAUGUAAUAAUAGUAGAUUUCCAUGGUAAGUAAAAAAGGGAUAAAUGUAUCUGACCUUAUAACUGUACGGCUCGAAGUGUAUUUGAAUAGUUAUAUGAUGUGUGCUUUAACGAAUCAUAGACAAAAUCUAUGUUUGGUAAGGAAAUAAACUUGUACAUACGGUAAAAGACA